AUAUAAUAAAAACCCUACUAAACAUAAAAAUCAAUCUCUUAAUUUCUUUGAAAAAGAAAAGUGAUACGCUCAAAUGAAGAAGGGGAAUAUGUGCUGUUGAUUUUUAUUAUAUGUACUUGACAAUUUAAAGGGUUCUAUGGAGAAAGUUAGAGAAGAGAAAAAAAUGAUAAAGAUUGAGAAUUCAUCGGCUGCAGUUGCUGCAAAUUCAACGACAUUCAUUAGUGAGCUACAAGAAGAGAUGCCUAGUAUUAAUGUUUCUUUACCAUUAUCAUCCGCUGCAUCAUCAAUAACAACAACAAGCAUCUUUGACAUGAUGAUGCCAUGUGAUUAUAUGGGUGAAAAAGGUUAUUCUUUAGGUUUCUUGGACUUGCUUGAUGGGAAUAACCAAGAUUUUGGUGCUACUUCUUCUUUGUUUGAUUGGUUUCAGUUUCAGACUCCAAUUUUACCCGAUCAUCAUCAGCAGCAGCAACAACCACUACCAUCACCGGCAUCUACAGUGCCUGAAACGUCGGAGGUGUUAAAUACUCCGGCGACUCCUAACUCUUCAUCGAUCUCUUCAUCAUCUAACGAAGCUGGAAUUGAUUCUUCUUCACAAGUUAAGGCUGGAGAUGAAGAUGAACAGGAUCAAGACAAGAAUAAGAAACAGUUGAAACCGAAAAAGAAGAACCAAAAAAGGCAAAGAGAACCAAGAUUUGCUUUCAUGACAAAGAGUGAAGUUGAUCAUCUAGAUGAUGGGUAUAGAUGGAGAAAGUACGGCCAAAAAGCAGUGAAAAACAGCCCUUAUCCAAGGAGCUAUUAUCGUUGCACUAGUGCAGGAUGUGGAGUGAAGAAGAGAGUAGAGAGAUCAUCUGAAGAUAACACUAUUGUUGUUACGACUUAUGAAGGGCAACACACGCAUCCAAGCCCAGUAACACCAAGAGGAAGCAUCGGAUUUUUGCCAGAUUCAAGUGCUUUUGGUGCUGCAAAUUCUUCUUUUGUUAUUCCACAACCUCGUCCAUACCAGCAGCAGCAACAACAACAACAUGCCUAUAUGUAUAGUUCAUCACCUUCUCUCAACAUUACCACCAGUACAAGUAGUUCUAUUAAUCCUCCAUUCUCUCCAAGUUUUCUUCAUCAUGAGAGACGGUUUAGUCCUUCACCAGCUUCUUUGGUUAGAGAUCAUGGUCUUCUUCAGGACAUAGUGCCAUCCCAGAUGAGAAAGGAUGCUACAGAGGAGUAAAUGAAGGACGUUAUUAAGGUUUCGUGUUAGUUACUGGUAUGUAAUUCUCUAACUGACUUAUAUGGAUCAUCAUCAUCAGCAGCACCCAUUUCAUGACACAGAACCUUAUUGUUGGAAAUGAUGAUGAUGGCUAUAGCCUUUUAGCUUAUGCAGGCCUAGCUAGUUUUCUUUUUCUUUUUCUUCUUUGGUUCUUUUCUGUUAUUAAUUCUUUGUAUCCAGAGAUUAUCUUUUUAUGAAGAUAAUUGAGUUUUGUAUCAUCCUUUUCCCCCACUCUAGUAGUUAUUAUUCCAUUUCUUUAAAUUC
Molecule: messenger RNA, 1522 nt
Organism: Ricinus communis (castor bean)
Lineage: Eukaryota; Viridiplantae; Streptophyta; Magnoliopsida; Malpighiales; Euphorbiaceae
Product: probable WRKY transcription factor 48
Exons: 3
Coding region: 137-1219 (360 amino acids)
Biological process (GO): regulation of DNA-templated transcription
Molecular function (GO): DNA-binding transcription factor activity; sequence-specific DNA binding
Source: RefSeq, a predicted model, not a curated record